UCUAUCUAUCUAUCUAUCUCUCUGUCUCUGUCUCUCCGUCUCUCCUUCUCUUUAUCCGUCUCCGUCUUAACCUCCGUCUCUGUCUCCGUCUCUGUCUCCGUCUCUGUCGCGCUCGUCGGCCGCUCGCUUCUUCGUUCUCUAGAUAUAGCUCUUUAUCUCUACGGUGACACUUUUUCAACGAUAUUCGGCCAAUUUCUUCGCACGAAGGAGAGGAUUUGUUUGAUCAGGAAAAAGGGAGAUAUACAUUUCCAUUUGGAUUUUGUUAGAUCGAAGAGAAAAGAGAUCUCUUGUUUGAGAUUAAUACGACGAGGAUCGUAAUAAGAAGAAAAUAAUAAUAAUAAUAAUAAUAAUAGUAAUAAAAAGAAGAAGAAGAAGAAGAAGAAGAAGAGGAGGGAGAAGAAGAUAAGAAGAAGUAGAAGAAAAAAGAAAGAAAGAAAAGAGAAAAGAGUGAGAGAAAGAGAGAGAGAGAGAGAGAGAGAGACAGAGAGGGAGAAAGAGAAAGAAAGGAAGAAAGAAAAAGAGUUAGAGAUAGAAAGUGUACGGCGUGUGUUUAUGGAAUAUAUUUAGACAGUAGUAGUCGAGUAGGAUAAGUUAGAUCAGAACGAUGUGAUCGUUUGAAGGGGCCAGAGGCUUCUCCAGCCGGCUUCCUCACUGGCGAGGGAUGUCCUCCUCCGCGGGCACGAGUUGCACGGACGCCGAGGAGGACGCCGAGGAUGUGGAGAACGAGGUCGUUGGAACGAGGCCCGCUUCGUUUGCCCGUUAUUCGUGGUCAUCGCCGUCGUCAUCAUCACCGACACCAUCGUCGUUUACGACGAGAAGAAGAAGAGGAAGAGCAUCAGCAACGCAGUCAUCGUCAUCAUCGUCGUCGUCGUUCUUAUCAUCCGUUUCAUCGUCACCGUCGUUCACGUUCCCGUUCACGUUCCCGUUCACGUCCUCGUUUUCGUCAUCGUCAUCAUCAUCAUCCCCGUCAUCACCAUCGUCGCCAUCAACUUCUACGGCCAGCAUUAACGAUAGCUCGGCCAAUCACUUGGAAGGACUGCGGUUAGAUGGGUCAGUGCUCAUCAUUGGCACAUAUCCAUCAAAAGGACAACCGGCGGAGGACUCUAUCAGCGAGUUCUCGUUGCGAGCAUUGCCUAGGAUUAUCUUAUAAGAUAGAACUUGAUUGUUGGCUCGCCUAUUUAUACUUCUAUUAUUAUUACUAUUACUAUUACGAUUAUUAUAAUUAUUACUACUACUACUACUACUACUACUACUACUACUGCUACUAUUACUACUGCUGCUGCUGCUGCUACUACUACUACUAUUACUACUACUACUACUACUGCUGCUGCUGCUGCUGCUGCUGCUGCUGCUGCUGCUGCUAUUACUACUACUACUACUACUAUUUCAUCAUUACCUUCUAUCGUUAUUCCUAUUAUAUUCUCUAUCCAUCAAAAGCCUCUUUGCUUAUCCAAUCGAUCAUUGUCCUCGUCAUUGACGAGACUACUUCCUCCUUCUUAGUCGUCUUGGGCCAGAAAAGUGGGCCGAAGGUUAUCGUACUUUCAUCGAUCGAUCCCAAUCUUAUCCUCCAUUGUUCUUCUUCUUCUUUUUCUUCUUCAUUUUCUUCUUCUUCUUCUUCUUCUUCUUCUACUACUUCUUCUUUCUCCUCCUCCACCUUCUUCUUCUUUUCAUCCUUAUCUUUUAUCUUGAAUCUUUCUAUUCCUUUUUCCUCGUUAAAAAGAAAGGGACUACUACCAGACAGCCAAUCGUAUUUGAUUUUCGCCAAUACUGCGAUGUCGCGGGGAAGGGAGACGAUCUUCAGGUGACGAAAGAAGCGCCACGUUCUCCUCUUUUUCUUCUUCUUUUUCUUAUUCCUUAUCCUCCAUCACCUCCUAUUCCUUAUCCUUAUCCUUCUCGAUCCCCUCUAUUCUUCCACUAUAUCCUAUUCCUUUAUAUCCUUAUUCCAAACGUCAAUCGUCAAUUCCGUGGAUAUAAAAUUACGUGGGAUCUCUCUCAAUGGUGUUUCGGCCAGCGGCGAUGAUGACGAUGAUAAUGAUGACGUUGAUUAUGAUGAUGAUGAUGACGAUGAAGAUGACGAUGAUGAUGAUGAUGUUGUUGGUGAUAAUGGUGAUGAUUGUAAUUAUAAUUAUGGUGG
Vespa mandarinia (Asian giant hornet) is the source of this 2134-nucleotide messenger RNA. RefSeq names its product putative protein TPRXL. The record is from RefSeq and is a predicted model, not a curated record. NCBI's taxonomy places the organism in Eukaryota, Metazoa, Arthropoda, Insecta, Hymenoptera, Vespidae.